GCUGUAGGUAAAAAUCAGUCCAAUGCAACAGGAGUUUCAAGAACAGCAGCACAAAAAUGAUGACUUAACUGGAUGGGAAAAGAAAACAUACAUUUUCAAGAAAGCCUCUUCAUUCUUAGAGUAGACAUUUCCCUUCAAGAUGACAAGUGGUGCAAACUCUUCAGGAUCUCGCUUGCCCUCAAAAAUAAGAAGCUCUAAGAUAGAUGACAACUACUUGAAGGAAUUGGAUGAGGAUUUAAAGCUAAGGAGGCAGGAACUUCUAGAAAUGCUAAAACCUCUAGAAGAUAAGAACAACCUCUUAUUCCAGAAGUUAAUGUCUAACCUGGAGGAAAAACAAAGAAGCCUGCAGAUCAUGAGGCAGAUCAUGGCAGGGAAGGGGUGUGAUGAAUCCUCAGUCAUCGAGCUCAUUAAGGAAGCAGAGGAAAUGAAACAGAACCUGGAAAGGAAAAACAAGACGCUUCGGAAGGAAAUGGAGAUGCUAUGGAACAAGACAUUCGAGCCAGAAGAAUUCAGUGAUCAACGAAAAACACCGCAGAUAAAAAAUAAGGCAGAAUUGCAGGACGGAAAGGCAAUGCUCUUUCUUCCACCAGGAAAAACAGAGGAAGAUGGAAUGGGUCAAAACAACUUUCACGGCAAAGUGAUUGAGCUGAGAAUUGAAGAUUUGAAGAACUACCAGAAGGCUAAUGACCUGAAAUUAUCACUGUACUUACAGCAGAAUUUUGAGCCAAAGCAAGCGUUUUUAAAUCUUCCUGGGUCCCAAGGCACCAUGGGCACUAUAACUAAGGGCAGAACAACGACGAGCAAGAAUGAACCCCAUGUGAGAAUUCUAGGUUCAAAGAUCUACAAAGAACAACAAAAAACUAAAGGAAGUCAGUUUGAUAAUGUAGGAGGGAGGCGCUUUUUUCUGAGGUCACUGCCAGAUGAAGAAGCACUGAAGGAUUAG
Molecule: messenger RNA, 943 nt
Organism: Propithecus coquereli (Coquerel's sifaka)
Lineage: Eukaryota; Metazoa; Chordata; Mammalia; Primates; Indriidae
Exons: 9
Coding region: 140-943 (267 amino acids)
Source: RefSeq, a predicted model, not a curated record